UGCUCUUAACUCUAUUUAAAGAGAACCCACCGACUGGGAAUAGCUCAUUGUCUUCACAUCAUUACACCUGAUCAACUGCUGAAAUUAUCUGUGACUCAAAGAACAGACCACCAAGAUGAUGAUGAAGACUGUAAUCUUUUUGGGAUGCCUCCUGGGCCUGUCAUUGGCUCUUCCUGCUGAUGUGGAUCACUUGAGAGUUGCACGUUCCAGCUCUGACUCCAACUCUAACUCAAACUCCAGGGAGGCUGAUUACUUUCUGCCCUCCCUGCCACAGUUGAAUUCAAAUCAGCUACUUCAACUUCUACUUAAAUGGUUUGCUGCCUCUGCCCCAGCACCAGCCCCUGCCCCAGCCCCUGCCCCAGCUCCUGCACCUUCCCCAGCCCCUUCACCCGCCCCUGCCCCAGCCCCUGCUCCUGCUCCUGCCCCUGCCCCCACCCCUUCCCCAGGCCCUGCUCCUGCUCCAGCCCCAUCCCCUGCUCCUGCCCCAGCCCCUGCUCCAGCCCCAUCCCCUGCUCCUACACCAUCCCCAGCCCCUGCCCCAGGUGGACGUUAAACAGGACAGGAACAAAUUCAUACGCUUAUCAAGAUAACAUCCCUGGUCAUCCCUACUGCCUCUGAUCUGGUGGACUCACAAAACACAAAUGCUUAAUUUAUAAAGAUGUCUGAGUGUUGGAGUGUACCCCUGGCUAUCUGUAAAUAAAGUAAACAAGAAAAUGG
This is a messenger RNA of Oncorhynchus nerka (sockeye salmon), 717 nucleotides long. Its product is annotated as cyclin-dependent kinase inhibitor 1C-like. The transcript has 5 exons. Lineage: Eukaryota; Metazoa; Chordata; Actinopteri; Salmoniformes; Salmonidae. Bases 116 to 553 code for a protein of 145 amino acids. The record is from RefSeq and is a predicted model, not a curated record.